Molecule: messenger RNA, 930 nt
Organism: Talaromyces marneffei
Lineage: Eukaryota; Fungi; Ascomycota; Eurotiomycetes; Eurotiales; Trichocomaceae
Exons: 3
Coding region: 1-930 (309 amino acids)
Biological process (GO): regulation of transcription by RNA polymerase II
Cellular component (GO): core mediator complex; mediator complex
Molecular function (GO): transcription coactivator activity
Source: RefSeq, a predicted model, not a curated record
AUGGACCAAGCACAAGAUGUCCAUCUCGAAGAAGUCUUUUGGCGCUCGCCGCAACAUGUUCAAAUGAUGGGAGGGUUCCUCCACUCAAACAACAUUCUAUUCUACUUUGCUGAAUCACCGUUCUUCGAUGCAACCUCCAACAACGCCUCACUCACCAUCCAGGCAACCUACAAUGAAGCCUUUCGUCAUUUCCUUGAAACGCGCGAGGCGUUUGAAGGCAGACUCAAGACGAUGCAGGGUUUAGAAUUCAUGGUCGCAUACGAUCCAUUACAAGCUGCAGCUCAGUCGGAUACACAGUUUGCUCAUGAGCCGUCAAAUAUAUGGAUCAUUCGUAAACAAAUGCGACAAAAGCGGCCGGGAAUGGAGGACGAUGUUGUGGUGCUUUCGACGUAUUAUAUUGUUGGUGAUUCGGUUUAUAUGGCGCCUGCCGUUUCCAGUGUUAUUGGGAAUCGAAUACUUUCUGCUGUUACAUCGCUAACCAAACUCAUGAAUGUCGCCUCCCGUCUUCCGAUCUUCACACCAUCAUACGGACACACAUACAUGCCACCAGGUCCCAAGGCAGCAGAUGCUCCACAAGCGGCCACAUCUCAACAAGCACAACAAAACAAAGAGCCAACGCCCAUGCCCGAGUCCCAGGCUACCGUUAAGGCGUCGCUAUCCGCCGCGAACGUUAAAGACACCUCGUACCCUGAUACGAGAAACCUGAUGGAAGCACUCAACCUUCUGUCGAGAUAUGGAGAUGAGUACAUGGACGAAACACCUUUAGCAGGCGAGCCGGGCUCUUUUAUUUUGUCAAAGGCUACAGAGACCGCAGGUAGUUCGCGGCGGGCUGGUGAUGGUCCCAAGGCUAUGCACGCGCCUGCUGUUCCGAGAAAACUCGGAACCCCCACAGUUACUGAUAUGUCGACUCCUUCGAGAGGAGGAGAAUAG